AUGACGGAUGCACCGAUAGACUCAUCGAUUCGUAUACAACAUAUAGCUGACUUCAAACCUCCAGCUUUAUCCCGCGCCUGGGCGUCAAUACCAAAUCCGAAUGAUAUACCCCUCAUCGCGACCGCGACAUCUGACAAAACCGUUCGCGUCUAUUCUCUAAAGAACUUUACUUUACACAGCAAAUUGGAAAAGGCACAUGAAAGGAGUGUAAGGAGUGUUGCGUGGCAGCCGAGGAUCAAGGGAAAUGAGUCGGUCAUGAGCAUUGCGACGGGGAGUUUCGAUGCGACAAUGGGGAUUUGGCAUCGGCGAGAACAAUUUGGCGAACACGGAGAUUCGAGACAGGAUGAAACUGGGGGCGAUGAGGUAGCGGAGGUAGAGAUUUCCGGAUUUGGACAAUCGAAGCCACAUAAACGCAUGGAUAACUCUGAUGAUGAUUCAGACGAGUCGAGUCCUGAGGACUGGGAAUAUAGCAUUGUUCUUGAAGGACAUGACAGUGAGAUUAAAAGUGUUGCAUAUUCGCCAUCUGGGCAAUACCUUGCAUCUUGUAGUAGAGAUAAAAGUAUAUGGAUUUGGGAAGAAAUUGGAGAGGAGGGCGAGGACGAAUUUGAGACCGUUGCAGUAUUGCAAGAACAUGAUGCUGAUGUCAAGUGUGUUACGUGGAGGAAAGACGACGGGAAUGGUGAAGUUUUAGCAAGCGGGAGUUACGAUGAUACGAUUCGGUUAUGGAGAGGGGAUGAUGAGGGUGAGUGGUCGUCAGUUGCGGUUUUGGAAGGGCAUGAAGGAACAGUAUGGUCAUUACAAUGGGAACCAGAGGUAUCACGGAAAGCCUUCAUGCAAUCGGAGGGUACCGAUAAUGAAAAUGAGUACAACAAGCCUGCUCAGCGACUUCUAUCUUCUUCCGCAGAUCAUUCGAUACGAGUAUGGAGUAAAGCGCCUACACCACCGCCGCCGAAUAAGCCGUCAUAUUUUUCGAAUGCUGGGAUACCUUCAACCAUGCGACCUGGACCAUCUAUGGAGACCUGGGUAUGUUCAGCGACUCUUCCCACUGUUCAUACACUUCCAGUAUAUUCUAUUUCUUGGUCGCCUAUUUCUGGACGGGUUUGCAGUACCAGCAGCGAUGGUCGCAUAGUCGUGUAUGAAGAGCAGACUAAAGGUCGGACUAGCGUUGGUGGUGAGAUCGAACGAGCUUGGGUUGUGAUUGGCACCAUUGAAAGUGCUCAUGGGCCGUAUGAGAUUAACCACAUCACUUGGUGUAAGCGUUUUGAUUCUGGAAAGAGGCGACCAGACGAAGAAUUGAUUAUCACCACAGGUGAUGAUGGUGCAGUCAGAGCCUGGUCACUUGAAGAAGUCACUCAGAAUGAGAAAACAAGUGCGAGUGAUGUGCCGAGUUCUUAA
Molecule: messenger RNA, 1395 nt
Organism: Glarea lozoyensis ATCC 20868
Lineage: Eukaryota; Fungi; Ascomycota; Leotiomycetes; Helotiales; Helotiaceae
Product: WD40 repeat-like protein
Exons: 1
Coding region: 1-1395 (464 amino acids)
Biological process (GO): iron-sulfur cluster assembly
Cellular component (GO): cytosolic [4Fe-4S] assembly targeting complex
Molecular function (GO): protein binding
Source: RefSeq, a predicted model, not a curated record